Vigna angularis (adzuki bean) is the source of this 822-nucleotide messenger RNA. Its product is annotated as outer envelope pore protein 16-4, chloroplastic. Gene Ontology annotation, cellular component: TIM22 mitochondrial import inner membrane insertion complex. The record is from RefSeq and is a predicted model, not a curated record. Gene Ontology annotation, molecular function: transmembrane protein transporter activity. The transcript is spliced from 6 exons. Gene Ontology annotation, biological process: protein insertion into mitochondrial inner membrane. NCBI's taxonomy places the organism in Eukaryota, Viridiplantae, Streptophyta, Magnoliopsida, Fabales, Fabaceae. The coding region runs from base 151 to 543 and encodes 130 amino acids.
CGUUUCAACUGUUUAUUAUAAGCCCAGUCCAAAAUAUUUGGGCAGAAAAAAUUAUUGUGGGCCGAGACCCAAAAAAGCAGGCCCAGUUGUGUAAAACUUUCCCCUCCCUUGCUGUUCUAUUCUACACGCCUACGUGGCGACGGAGAGAAAAUGGAAGAAAACUUGGACGGCGUCGCUCCGUGCUCCUCCCUCGCCGUCGAGGCUAUUAUUCGUGUCGGAGCGGCCGGUGCAAUCUGGGGCUUGUGCUCUGGUCCCUACGACGCUCGUCAACAGGGUCUAACAGGCAUUGCUAAAGCUUCUUUUGUGGCAAACUCGGUUCGCAGUUUUGGGAUUCGAUGCGGGUUUGUAGCUGGCGUUUUCAGCAUUACGCGAUGCGGGGUUCAGAAAUACAGGGGGCGGAAUGAUUGGGUCUCACAUUUCAUAUUCUGCUGCUCUUGCAAAGCUCUAUUUUGUUAUGGGUUUCACAUUGCCUAUAUCUGGUCUCAUAUCCUCUGGUCUCACAUUGCAUUUGUUAACAUCCUCUUAUCGAUUGUUCAAGUAUGAUCUUCCUGACCCAUCAAAACAAAAAUCGGUUGUGGCUCUAGUGUCUUUACAGGUAGAAUCAUACCACAUCAAUUUCAAUAUAUAGGAUGAAGUCGUGCACCCACCAAACGUUUUUAGGCUCUAGUAAUUGAUUACACAGUACCAAAGUCGUGUAGGGAGGCACGAGUUCAAUAAUAUGCUGGAAAUAACUGUGAUGUGAUGAACAAUGUAAGAGGAACAUGGUUCAAUAAUAUGCUGGAAAUUACUUUUAAAUGUCCUCCUUUUCUUUUUAAAUUUCCC